AUGGCGUAUAACAUAAUAUUUGCUUUCUCUCUUUUGCUCCUUUCCUUGCUUAACAUCUGUCUCGGGGCAGAAAUCGCGAUAUACUGGGGCCAAAAUGGGAACGAGGGCAGCCUGCGGGACACCUGCGCGACCAACAACUAUAACAUCGUAAACAUAGCGUUCUUAACAACGUUUGGCAAUGGUCGGACUCCGGUCCUCAACCUUGCCGGUCAUUGCAAUCCUGCUGCUAAUCAGUGUACUGGCCUGAGCGAGGAGAUCAGAGCCUGUAAGAGCCAAGGCAUCAAAGUCUUGCUUUCCAUUGGUGGUGGCGUCGGAAACUAUUCCCUUUCCUCUGCUGAUGAUGCCAAGAAUGUGGCGCAAUAUUUGUGGGACAAUUAUCUUGGAGGGCAGUCAGAGUCAAGGCCACUAGGGGAUGAAAGCUUGGACGGAAUCGACUUUGCUAUAGUUAUAGGCGGCAAUCAAUUCUACGACGAAUUGGCCAAGGCAUUAUCCACAUUUGGGCAAAAAGUGUAUUUGUCAGCAGCUCCUCAAUGUCCUUUCCCGGAUCGACGGCUACAAUCGGCCAUAAAAACCGGUCUUUUCGACUACGUUUGGGUGCAAUUCUUCAACAACCCUACCGCAGCGUGUCAGUAUUCUGGGGAUACCAAAACCGAUGAUCUUAUGAAAUCUUGGAAAAAUAAUUGGUCUACCAUUCCCACACCAAAACUAUUAAUGGGAUUGCUUGCAUCCCCGAAAGCUGCCGGGAGUGGUUUCAUUCCGGCUGAUGUGCUUACUUCUCAGAUUCUCCCGGCGAUCAAGGGUACACCCGAAUAUGGAGGCGUGAUGCUGUGGUCUAAAUUCUUUGACAAUGGUUACAGCUUAAGUAUUAAGUCUGCGGUUUGA
This is a messenger RNA of Ipomoea triloba (trilobed morning glory), 882 nucleotides long. RefSeq names its product acidic endochitinase-like. Lineage: Eukaryota; Viridiplantae; Streptophyta; Magnoliopsida; Solanales; Convolvulaceae. The transcript is spliced from 2 exons. Gene Ontology annotation, cellular component: extracellular region. The coding region runs from base 1 to 882 and encodes 293 amino acids. The record is from RefSeq and is a predicted model, not a curated record. Gene Ontology annotation, molecular function: chitinase activity. Gene Ontology annotation, biological process: carbohydrate metabolic process.